Messenger RNA from Lepus europaeus (European hare), 891 nucleotides. RefSeq names its product WBP2 N-terminal like (gene WBP2NL). Gene Ontology annotation, cellular component: nucleus. The record is from RefSeq and is a predicted model, not a curated record. Gene Ontology annotation, biological process: positive regulation of DNA-templated transcription. NCBI's taxonomy places the organism in Eukaryota, Metazoa, Chordata, Mammalia, Lagomorpha, Leporidae. Gene Ontology annotation, molecular function: transcription coactivator activity; chromatin DNA binding. The transcript is spliced from 6 exons. The coding region runs from base 1 to 891 and encodes 296 amino acids.
AUGGCGGUGAACCAGAGCCACAGCGAGGACCGCCGCGGGCCCCUCAUCCCUUACGGCGAAAGUCUCUUGGAGCAGUGUCCAGAUGUGCACCUCUCCUUCCCACAGCAACCGCAGGGCUCCAGCCUCUUCAGUGGCACAAAGAUCGGGACGCUGUUUCUCACUUCCUACCGGGUGAUCUUUCUGACAUCACAUUCAGUCAGGGAUCCCAUGUUCUCCUUCAUGAUGCCAUUUGAUCUGAUGAAGAGCUGCACCAUUGAACAACCAGUCUUUGGUGCAAACUACAUUAAAGGAACCAUUCACGCAGCUCCCGAUGGUGGCUGGGAGGGACAGGCGACGUUUAAAUUAGUCUUCAGAGCCGGAGGUGCCAUCCACUUUGCCCAGCUGAUGAUGCAAGCGGCCUCUGCUGCUGCCCGAGGAGCUCCACUUGGGACUGUAAGUUACCAGAUCGGCCCUUCGGGGAUUUAUGUCAUUGCUAGAGAGGGGAACGUGUGCACUCCACAGGCGCCUUGUCAAGUUAUUGUCUAUGGAGCAUCCUCUUCUGCCUACGGAGCCCCGCCUCCUGGAUAUGGAGCCCCGCCUCUUGGGUAUGGACCCCCUCCUACCGGCUACGGAGUCCCGCCUCCUGGCUAUGGAGCCCCGCCCAUUGGCUAUGGAGCCCCGCCUCCCAUUUAUGGAGCCCCGCCUCCCGGAUAUGGAGCCCCGCCUCCCAGAUAUGAAGUCCAGCCAGCGGGAUCGGGAGCCCCAUCCUCCAGCUACCAAGCCGCUCCUGCAGCAAGCGAAGCCCCGCCGUCCGGAGGUGCAGCCUCGCCCGGGCCCGGGGUGCCCGGAGCUGUGCCGGCGGAGUCUGGAGCCGGGGCUCCCAGAUCUGUGGCAGCGCAGCGACCGGGCUAG